Messenger RNA from Eupeodes corollae, 3831 nucleotides. RefSeq names its product protein argonaute-2 (gene AGO1). Gene Ontology annotation, molecular function: protein binding; RNA binding. Lineage: Eukaryota; Metazoa; Arthropoda; Insecta; Diptera; Syrphidae. The transcript has 9 exons. The coding region runs from base 324 to 3125 and encodes 933 amino acids. The record is from RefSeq and is a predicted model, not a curated record.
GUGUGCUGAAAAGAAAAAUUCUUUUUUCUCAUAAUGUACGGAAUUCAGAGUUAACGAAGAGAAAAAACAACACGAAACAAAAAUCGAAUAGAAAAACUACAAAAACUCGAUAAUUUUUACUCAUUUGUGAUUCAAUUAGUUUAACCAAAUAAUUCUGUGCCUAAAUUAAGUGUUCUUUAGUGGAAUUUUCCAAAGCUACAAACAAGUGAUCCCAACAAAAAAUAUAAAAUAAAGAAGUAAAAAGAAAAGGCUGAAUUCAUAAAAGAAAAUAUAUAUACCUAGGGAAUAUAUAUCAAAAACGCGACUAGUGACACAAAAAGAAAAUGUAUCCAGUCGGACAACAAUCACAAUGGACCUCUUCGCCUCCGAGGCCUCAGAGCCCAUCCACUCAGCCGCAGACUAGCUUCGAUACACUCACAUCACCACCAGCACCAGGUUCAUCAGUGAAUCCCACUUCUGUAACCAGCCCCAGUGCCCAAAAUGUACCAGGUGUUGCUGCUGGAGCAGUGGCUUCUGCCCUGGGUGCCAGUGUUACUGCAACAACGCCAACACAACCAGAACUGCCAGUAUUUACAUGCCCACGUCGCCCGAAUUUGGGUCGUGAGGGGCGGCCCAUUGUGUUGCGGGCGAAUCAUUUUCAGGUGACCAUGCCUCGUGGAUACGUCCACCAUUACGAUAUCAAUAUACAACCAGAUAAAUGCCCACGUAAAGUUAACCGCGAAAUCAUAGAAACUAUGGUUCACGCAUAUAGUAAGAUUUUUGGCGUGUUAAAGCCGGUUUUCGAUGGUCGUAAUAAUUUGUACACACGAGAUCCACUGCCUAUUGGCAAUGAUCGACUAGAAUUGGAAGUCACUUUGCCUGGAGAGGGUAAAGAUCGAAUAUUUCGAGUGACAAUCAAAUGGAUGGCACAGGUUUCGUUGUUUAAUUUGGAGGAAGCUCUAGAGGGAAGAACUCGUCAGAUUCCGUAUGAUGCAAUUUUGGCCCUUGAUGUCGUUAUGCGGCACCUACCCAGUAUGACAUAUACGCCCGUUGGAAGGAGUUUCUUCAGUUCACCAGAUGGUUAUUAUCAUCCUCUGGGAGGCGGUCGUGAAGUUUGGUUUGGUUUUCAUCAGAGUGUGCGUCCAUCGCAGUGGAAGAUGAUGUUGAAUAUUGAUGUGUCUGCAACUGCAUUCUACAAAGCACAACCAGUAAUUGAUUUCAUGUGUGAAGUGCUCGACAUCAGAGAUAUUAAUGAGCAGCGCAAACCACUCACUGAUUCGCAGCGUGUCAAGUUUACAAAGGAAAUCAAAGGGCUCAAGAUCGAAAUUACUCAUUGUGGCCAAAUGAGGCGCAAAUAUCGUGUUUGCAAUGUCACUCGAAGACCAGCUCAAAUGCAAUCUUUUCCACUUCAACUUGAAAAUGGUCAAACUGUGGAAUGUACUGUCGCCAAAUACUUCUUAGACAAGUAUCGCAUGAAGCUUCGCUAUCCACACUUGCCAUGUUUGCAAGUGGGUCAAGAGCACAAACACACUUACCUACCGUUGGAGGUAUGCAACAUUGUUGCUGGCCAGCGGUGUAUUAAGAAAUUAACUGAUAUGCAAACAUCGACAAUGAUUAAAGCCACCGCUCGUUCGGCACCAGAUCGUGAACGAGAGAUUAAUAACUUAGUUAAGCGUGCUGAUUUUAAUAAUGAUUCUUAUGUGCAAGAGUUUGGCCUGACCAUAUCAAAUUCAAUGAUGGAAGUUCGUGGACGUGUUCUUCCACCACCAAAACUUCAAUAUGGUGGCCGAGUUUCCAGUAUGAGUGGACAACAACUUUUCCCUCCUCAAAACAAGGUAAGCUUAGCAUCGCCCAAUCAAGGUGUUUGGGAUAUGCGUGGCAAGCAAUUCUUUACAGGAGUGGAAAUACGCGUGUGGGCGAUUGCUUGCUUUGCCCCACAGAGGACAGUGCGAGAAGAUGCCUUGCGCAACUUCACGCAGCAGCUACAGAAGAUCUCAAAUGACGCGGGUAUGCCAAUCAUUGGCCAGCCAUGCUUUUGCAAAUAUGCCACAGGGCCUGAUCAGGUCGAGCCAAUGUUUAAGUAUUUAAAAAAUUCAUUUAAUAAUCUGCAACUAGUUGUUGUUGUGUUGCCAGGAAAGACACCAGUAUAUGCUGAAGUUAAACGUGUUGGUGAUACAGUGCUUGGCAUGGCAACGCAGUGUGUACAGGCAAAGAAUGUAAACAAAACUUCACCACAAACGCUCUCCAAUUUAUGUCUGAAAAUCAAUGUCAAACUCGGUGGUAUUAAUUCGAUUCUAGUUCCAUCGAUUAGACCGAAAGUUUUCAAUGAGCCUGUUAUAUUUUUGGGUGCUGAUGUAACACACCCACCAGCCGGUGAUAAUAAGAAGCCAUCCAUUGCAGCUGUAGUAGGUUCCAUGGAUGCCCAUCCGUCUCGAUAUGCAGCUACAGUUCGGGUGCAACAGCAUCGUCAAGAAAUUAUACAAGAACUCAGCAGUAUGGUUCGUGAGCUAUUGAUAAUGUUUUACAAAUCCACCGGCGGCUAUAAGCCCCAUCGUAUUAUUUUAUACCGUGAUGGUGUAUCGGAGGGACAAUUUCCACAUGUGCUGCAACAUGAAUUGACUGCUAUCCGUGAGGCUUGCAUAAAAUUGGAAGCCGAAUAUAGGCCCGGUAUCACAUUUAUUGUUGUCCAAAAGAGACAUCACACACGAUUGUUUUGUGCCGAAAAGAAGGAACAAAGUGGGAAGUCAGGAAACAUUCCAGCCGGUACAACGGUUGAUGUUGGUAUCACACACCCAACAGAGUUUGAUUUCUAUUUGUGUAGCCAUCAAGGAAUUCAGGGAACAAGUCGGCCCUCGCACUAUCACGUCCUUUGGGAUGACAAUCAUUUUGAUUCAGAUGAGCUCCAAUGUCUGACGUACCAACUGUGUCACACCUAUGUCAGAUGCACACGUUCCGUAUCAAUUCCAGCACCAGCUUACUAUGCACAUUUGGUGGCGUUUAGAGCAAGAUAUCAUUUGGUUGAGAAAGAACACGAUUCUGGCGAAGGAUCACACCAAAGUGGAUGCUCAGAAGAUCGUACACCUGGAGCGAUGGCGAGAGCGAUUACAGUUCAUGCUGACACCAAAAAAGUUAUGUACUUUGCUUAAGUACCUUAAAAAAAAUACAAUUACAAAAAAGCAAAACACAUCAAUGCGGAGUAUAAAAAUUGUAAAAACAAAAACAAACAUAACAAACAAACUGAAAGUGAAACAAGUUUAUACAUCAAAUCUUCUGAAUUAGUUAUUAACUAUCUUAGAAUGAAUCAACGAUAUACUUUUUGGCACAAUCAGUUAGUCGUAUAUUUCAUACCGGGAGCAAUAUAGCAGAGGGGGAGAUUAAUUGUAAUUUAUAUAAAAAAAAAAAACAUAAUAGCUUUAAGUCGCUUCAUAAAUAAUAAUUAACGCGGCACCGAAUAAUUGUUUAUAUCAUAAUUAUUAAUUUUUUGUUUUAAAUUUUACUUAACGAUUCUAAAGAAAAAAGCAAAUUUAAAAACAACUGCUUCCAAGUUUAUGUAAGGAAUCCAAAUCAAAACAAAACAUACAAACAUUUUAUGCAUCUUACUAGUUUAGUACCUGUCGGUCGGAUUGUUUUAUAAAACAUGAGUAUACUUUCCUUUUAAACUUUUUGUUUUAAGUAUUUUCUUUUUAAUAUAAAUCUACCAAAGCAACAAGUCUCUUAAAACAAAACAGAACAUGAUUGGAAACAAACAAAAUUCUUUAGUGCCACAUUUGCAAAAUGGUUUUCUUAAAAAAUAAGUAACGAGCAUUUACUAAGUAAGAAUGAAUAUAAGAAGAAGAAAAGAGUAAAAAAACA